UAGUGUAAAGGUUGAGACCAAGAUGGCCGCCCCCAUCAGUGACAUGUUUUCGUUCUGCGUGGACCCGGGCAGAAUCAGCAGUUCUGUGGAGAUCCGCUUAAUUGAUAAGAUCAAGGGUAAGGGUUUAUUCGCCAAGAGAACAAUCCGGAAAGGAGAAACCAUAUUUGUUGAGCGCCCUCUAGUGUGUGCGCAGUUCCUGUGGAAUGCCUUGUACAAAUACAGAGCCUGUGAAUACUGCCUGCGCUCUCUGGAGACAGCGGAGGAGAACGGGAGGAGGCUGAGCGGGAAUCCCUGCCUGACCCUCCCUCACCCGGAGCAGUGUCGGGUGCGGAGAGAACUGCACGAGGCCUGCCCACAGUGCCAGGUGAUGUACUGCAGCAGCGAGUGUCGGCGGGCAGCACAGGAACAAUACCACCAGGCCCUGUGUCUGGGCCCCUCCAGGGAAGAACCCGAGCACCCCCUGAACAAGCUGCAAGAGGCCUGGCGGAACAUGCACUAUCCACCAGAGACUUCCAGCAUCAUGCUAAUGGCCCGCAUGGUGGCCACAGUCAAGCAGGCUCGGGACAAAGACCACUGGUUGAGCCUUUUCUCCCAGUUCUGCAGCCGGACCGCCAACGAGGAGGAGGAGAUUGCACACAAGCUCCUGGGGGAGAAGUUCCAGGGGCAGCUGGGCGUGCUGAAGCAGUUGUUCACUAAAGCACUUUAUGAUGAGCAUCUCCGCAGUUGGUUUACGCUUGAAGGAUUCCGGUCGCUCUUUGCGUUGGUCGGGACUAACGGCCAGGGUGUUGGAACUAGCUCUCUCAGCCAGUGGGUUCAUGGAUGCGACUCUCUGGAGCUCCGAGCCAGAGAAAGGGAGCAGCUGGAUGCCUUCAUUGAUCAGCUCUACAAGGACAUUGAGAAAGAGACUGGGGAUUUCCUAAACUGUGAAGGAUCUGGGCUCUUUCUCCUGCAGAGCUCUUGUAAUCACAGCUGCAUCCCUAAUGCUGAAGCAUCUUUCCCAGAAAAUAACUUCCUGCUGCACCUGACUGCUCUCUCUGAUAUCAAGCCUGGAGAGGAGAUCUGUAUCAGCUAUUUAGACUGCUGUCAGAGGGACCGUAGCAGACACAGCCGGCGCAAGAUACUCAGGGAGAACUACCUAUUUGUGUGCUCAUGCCCCAAGUGUGUGUCUCAGGCGGACGAGCUUGACGUCACCUCGGAGGAGGAGGAAGAGGAGGACGAGGAAGAGGAAGGGGAAGGGGAGGGGGAAGGGGAGACGGAGGGGGACGACUUGGAAGAUGAGAUGACAGACGUCUGAUAGGACACACUGAUGCACCCUCGUUGCAGUGCUUCGAACGCAUGGGCCAGGGGGAUUAGAUUGCUUUAGGAUUCUAUUGCAGGCUAUGCAGUCCAAGAGCAGGGAAACACUUGUUGUUCACAUCCAUGGGGCAUAAACAGGGCCAUUCCAUAAAUCUUAGAACUGACUGUAUUGUCAAAAACUAUACAUAAUAAAAUGUUUUCCUAGUAACCAAGUACACAAUUCAACAUAUUUUCAAUUACUAGCAAAUUUAUUGACUCUGUAUAUGUAAUUAUGUCUGGUGUAAAACUAUGUGAAGCUUAUCCACUUAGUUUUAGUUUUGUAUAGCUGUACCUCAGACAUUUGUAUGCCUGUACUUUGGGUGGGCAGGUGUGAGGCAUUUAAAUAAUAUUGUUUUAUUUCAUUUACAUUUUUAUGUUGACCAUCUGAACAAAACCCAGGGUCUUACAAAAUACAGUAAGAAAUCACUCACCUUUUAGAGUAUGCAUUUGGGUGAGGUUCUUCAAUGAAUUUAAUUAUACAAUAUAUUUCAUCACUUUCAGUUUGAGUCGUUUCUCAGCAGCUGAGCUGACGACAUUCCAUGAUUGAGUGGGGCUGUAUUUCAAGUCAACAAUAGGAAAACUUUGACACCAGUUUCAUUUGCUGUGAGUUUUCCUUAGCUUGGAAAUCUUUGCUGGUCAGAAGCAAAGAAUACAUUGAAAAAUAUUUCAUUAAGUAGCAAAGCCCCAGUAACCUAGUGAACAAUUAACAGGUGUUUGAAUAAAGAACUAGUCAGCUCAGAAACAAGUACUUUGCUAGAGAAGGGGAGUGAUUUAUUACGGUAUUUAAUGAAAGCUGAAAACGAUCAAGCCUACUUACAGGAAAAUAAUGUUUGUGAAUCUGGCAUUUUGAUUUGUUUUAGAGGGACUUGAUGUGUGUUUUGUUUUUGUUUCUGUGCUUGUUAAUUCAGAUGUAUGCUUUUGCAUUCCUUUAAUGCUUGUACAAACGUGGCUGACCGACUCACUAAAACAAUCUGCUUCUCCUGUCUGACCACUAGAUGGAAUAACAGCUAUGGCUUUUAAAGCAGUGCAUUUUUAGGACACAAGAUAAUCGCUCUCCCUUCCCUAAUUCUAGGUCUAUGGGACCAUUAUCUCUCCACUAGCACAUGAUAAGAUAUGUAUUCAAGGAAUGGUCUAUUCUGUAGUUAUAUGUAUUUAUCUCAUUUGUAACUUUACAGAAGUUACAGCAAUUUAGAAUCAUUACAUUAUUCCUAACAGUUAUUACCCAACUAGAUUUCAGGCACAAUUCUGUGUACAUUAAUCACCAAAUUUAAGAAUGCCUCCCAUCCUGUCCUUUACUUUUGUAGUCGUGUACGACCAGCAGUUGUUUAUUUUAACGACUUGCCCACUAUUCAGAUAAAAUUACUUUCUAUUUAGGUUACCAUUCAUUCAAAUGUAUUAAGACAGUACGUUUCAGACUUGUUCGGGCCUUCCAAAUAGCGCUGUCCUGUAUUGCAAAUAACUAUUUACUAAUAAAAAAAAAAUAUCACAAUAUAGAUGUUUUAUUGUAAAAACUGGAAAUAUAUGAAUGAUGUAACAAAAAUAUAUACUGUAGUUUAGCGUUUCUCAAAUGCCUGUUACCGUUCUCCUUUGUCCUUACUGGGGGGCGGUACUAUAGCUCAUGCACUUCCUGACUGAGUCAAAUGGUACCAGUGAGCCAGCCUAAAACAAUCUAAAUAGGCAAGUUUAUUAAGUGAUCUUUACACUUGACACCUCUUAAAGGGAUCUUGCCUAUAUAAUGCAAGGCGGCUUCAUGUCUAUUGGCUUAAAUGCGUACAUUAUGUGGCUGGUGUCCCUUCGGUUCCAGUUACGAGCUAUUUCAUUGUAACCCUGAUUGGCGUUAUGUUUGUUAGCGAUAACCUUGUUUUCAGGAGGUUAUUUGCUAGAAGUGCAUAGAAUCCAUAAGAUUAUAUUCGCCCACUGUAGUUUAGUCCAGGGGUGGCCAAAGAUGGCUCUUCCAGUCCUGGUCUUUGUUCCAACCCUGUUUUAAAUUGUUUAAUUGAACCAGUAGCUGAGCUGAGCCACAAGGAAAUGACACCAUGUACCGUUAAAAUAAACUCCAGUUCUUUUUUAUAGUGCACACUGCUUGCAUUAAAGUUUGCUUCUUAUUCCAGGGCUGAAAUUAUUUCCUAUUUAAAAAAAAAAAAAAAAGACGAGCACUGCUUUAUGGUCUUGCUUUAUGGUUUUGCUUUAUGGCUCAUUUAAAUCCAACUUUUAAAAGCACCCCCAGCCUAAUGUAAUCAGUUCCAAGUGGAAUACAGACAACAUACUGCCCUUGAAAAAAAUGUCAGCCUUGCUGUCGAACAAGAAAAUACUGCAGUUAAUAAAGUCCAUUAUUAUUA
Polyodon spathula (Mississippi paddlefish) is the source of this 3674-nucleotide messenger RNA. It is a transcript of the gene smyd5, whose product is annotated as SMYD family member 5. The record is from RefSeq and is a predicted model, not a curated record. The transcript is spliced from 13 exons. Gene Ontology annotation, molecular function: protein binding; histone H4K20 methyltransferase activity. Bases 23 to 1294 code for a protein of 423 amino acids. Lineage: Eukaryota; Metazoa; Chordata; Actinopteri; Acipenseriformes; Polyodontidae.